AUGGCUCAAACCGCCUCCCUGCGCUGCCGGGUGGUGGAGGCCAAGGAGCUGCCGGCCAAGGACGUCUCCGGCUCCAGCGAUCCCUACUGCCUGCUCAAGGUGGACAACGAGGUGGUGGCCAGGACGGCCACGGUGUGGAGGAGCCUGAACCCCUUCUGGGGCGAGGAGUACACGCUGCGGCUGCCCCCCGGCUUCCAGCGCCUCGCCGUCUACGUGCUAGAUGAGGACGCCGUCGGGCAGGACGACGUGAUCGGCAAAAUCUCGCUCAGCCGGGAGCAGAUCCUGGCCGAGGCGCGGGGCGUCGACGGCUGGCUCCGCCUGGCGCCCGUCGACCCGGACGAGGAGGUGCAGGGCGAGAUCCACGUGGAGCUGCGGGUGUCGUGGCGCGGGGGCCCCUGGGUGCUGCAGUGCCACCUCAUCGAGGCCAGGGACCUGGCCCCACGGGACCUCUCGGGCACCUCGGACCCCUUUGCGCGGGUGUCGUGCUGCGGGCGCACCUUGGAGACCACCGUCAUUAAGAAAACUCGUUUCCCGCACUGGGACGAGGUGCUGGAGUUCGAGCUGCCAGCUGGGGAGCUGGGGGAGGCCGUGCUGAGCGUGGAGGUGUGGGACUGGGACAUCGUGGGCAAGAACGACUUCCUGGGACAGGUCGAGUUCCCCCUGGAUGCCAUCUGCAAGGCCCCCACCAAGGGCUGGUUCCCGCUCCUGCCCUUCCCCAGCACCGCUGAGGAUGCCGGGGCCCGGCUGGGAUCUCUGCGGCUCAAAGUACAGCUGGUGGAGGACAGGGUCCUGCCCGCCACCUACUACCAGCCCCUCAUCGAGCUCCUCGUGGAGUCCGUCCUCCACCCGGGCGAGCCUGAAGAUGUCACACCACUGGCCAUCCUGGAGGAGAUCAGCUCAGUGGAGAGCCAGCAGGAUGUGGCCACUCAGCUGGUGAAGAUUUUCCUGGGGCAGGGGCUGGCUGUGCCAUUUCUGGACUACCUCAUCGUCCGUGAGCUGGCCAGGACCACGGACCCCAACACCCUCUUCCGCUCCAACUCACUGGCCUCCAAGUCCAUGGAGCAGUUCAUGAAGGUAGUGGGGAUGCCCUAUCUCCAUGAGGUCCUAAAGCCCAUCGUGAACCGCAUCUUUGAGGAGAAGAAGUAUGUGGAGCUGGAUCCCUGUAAGAUGGAGCUGAGCAGCAGUAGGAGGAUCUCAUUCAAGGGGUCCCUGUCAGAGGCCCAGGUGCGGGAGAGCAGCUUGGAGCUCCUGAAGGGCUACCUGGGGGACAUCAUCGAGGCCAUCGUGGGCUCCGUGGACAAGUGCCCCCCCAUCAUGCGAGUGGCCUUCAAGCAGCUCCGCAGACGAGUGGAAGAGCGCUUCCCCUCAGUGGAGCACGAGGAGGUGAGGUACGUCUCCAUCAGCGGGUUCCUCUUCCUCCGCUUCUUCGCCCCCGCCAUCCUCACCCCGAAGCUCUUCAACCUCCGCGAGCAGCACGCCGACCCGCGCACCAGCCGCACGCUGCUCCUGCUCGCCAAGGCCGUGCAGAGCGUCGCCAACGGCGGGCGGCAGCCGGCGCAGGGCAAGGAGCGGUGGAUGGCCCCGCUGCUCUCCCUCCUCGCGCCCCGCGCCGCCCGCCUCCAGACCUUCCUGGACGCCCUCGCGGCGGUGGAGAGCCAGCCGGCGGGCGAGGGGCCGCCGGAGCGGGCGCCCCGGCCGCCCUCGGCCACCAUCCGGGAGGGCUACGUGCGCGCGGCCGAGGCGCCGGGGCUCUGCCCGCCGCCCCGCUCUGCCUUCAAGAAGCGCUACUUCUGGCUCAGCGCCGAAGCCCUCUCCUCCUCCGCGUCGCCCGAGCGGCAGGCGCGCUGCUCCAUCGCGGUGCGGCGGAUCCGGGCGGCGGAGCGCGUGGACGAGAGCGCCUUCGGGCGCCCGCACACCAUGCAGGUGGUGGCGCAGGACGGCGGCGGGCAGCUCCGCACCACCUACAUCCAGUGCAAGGACGGCCACGAGCUGCAGCAGUGGCUGGGGGCCAUCCGCUCGGCCAGCGUCGCCAACGAGCACAUGCUGCCCACGUGCCACCCCGGCGCCUUCCGCGGCGCCCGCUGGACCUGCUGCCAGCAGCCCGCGCGCUCCGCGCCCGGGUGCAGCCGGACCCACUCGGUGGUGGCGCUGGGCGCCUGGAGCGACCCACUGGACCCGGCAGCGGCGGCGCAGCGGCUCUUUGAGCACCUGCAGCGCGCGGCAGCGGCGCUGCGGCAGCCGGUGGCGGCGGCGGUGGAGGGGCCCAAGGGCGGUGCGGUGCUGGAGCCCCCAGCGGCGGGGCGCGCCGGGCGCCUGCUGGCCGUCGUCCGGGACCUGGAGCUCGCCCACGAGGCCUUCGCCCGCCGCGAGGCCGCCGCGGGCCCGCCCCCGCCGCGCUAG
Rhea pennata is the source of this 2400-nucleotide messenger RNA. It is a transcript of the gene RASAL1, whose product is annotated as RAS protein activator like 1. The coding region runs from base 1 to 2400 and encodes 799 amino acids. The transcript has 21 exons. The record is from RefSeq and is a predicted model, not a curated record. Gene Ontology annotation, biological process: regulation of GTPase activity; intracellular signal transduction. NCBI's taxonomy places the organism in Eukaryota, Metazoa, Chordata, Aves, Rheiformes, Rheidae.